AUAUUCAGACUGAUUUUUCUUGGUGCUCCUCUCUCCUAGGGUUAGGGUUUCUGAGUUUAGGUUUCUUUGUCUUCGUCUCUUUGUUCUUUUCUGCAACUCUUUCUUUCUUUUUAGCAGCUCUACUCAACAAUGGCGCAGGAGAAUGCUGCAAUCGUUGAUGACCAGAACGGUGGAGUCGAGAACGGCAGCUCCAAGGCCUUUACUUUCUCUGCUCUGAAGCCUCAUCUUACGAUCCCUGAUUCUAAGGCCAACGAGGCUGUUCAGUUUUAUAGAAAUGCUUUCGGAGGAGAGGAACUGAAGAGAGCUAUGUAUCCAAAGAGGAAGGCUGAACAAGAGCUCCCUCUCAUCCUUGCCGCGGAAAUCAAGCUUGGAUCCUCUGUCUUCUUGGUCUCUGACCAGGCCGAAGACUCUGAUGUUGUUGGCUCCGCCGUGUUCUGCCUUGAAACCGAGGAUGUCGACGGCUCCGUCAACAAAGCCGUGGCCGCUGGCGCUACGAUCAUCGGUGAGAUAUCUGAGGGCGAGGGCGGUUGCUGCGGUGGACGCGUUGGGAAGGUGAAAGAUCCCUAUGGUUACAUUUGGAUGAUCAACGCUCCGGCGAAGGAGUGCGGAAACGAGGAGGCUUGAAGCAUUGACCGGUCGUUUGGAGCUAUUAACUGAUUUACUGGUCCCUCCCCUUUUUGUCUAUUUCUUUGCGAUCUUUAUUCUGAAGUUUCAACUUUUCUGACAGAUGGAUUUAAUUGGAUAAUAGUUUCUCAGACAAUGGACGGCUUGGAUGGUUAUAUGCUUCAGAUUGGGGAUGUAAAUUGAAAACUUGGAAUGAUAGAAUGGGAAAAGUUUAGUAGUUUCUGUUUA
This is a messenger RNA of Telopea speciosissima, 852 nucleotides long. RefSeq lists its product as uncharacterized. Bases 130 to 624 code for a protein of 164 amino acids. NCBI's taxonomy places the organism in Eukaryota, Viridiplantae, Streptophyta, Magnoliopsida, Proteales, Proteaceae. The transcript has 2 exons. The record is from RefSeq and is a predicted model, not a curated record.